Lentinula edodes (shiitake mushroom) is the source of this 617-nucleotide messenger RNA. RefSeq lists its product as uncharacterized. The coding region runs from base 56 to 331 and encodes 91 amino acids. The record is from RefSeq and is a predicted model, not a curated record. Lineage: Eukaryota; Fungi; Basidiomycota; Agaricomycetes; Agaricales; Omphalotaceae. The transcript has 3 exons.
GUCAAACUCCCACGACUAAUUCUCUGUACCGGACAACCAACUUGAACCUGCAGCAAUGUCACGCAGUAAUGGUAGACCAGAGCCAGAAGUCAUCAUGAACUUCAGUGAUGGUUACUCUUACUCUAAGGGCAAACUCGACUCCGCGUGUUUUGCGAUACUGGAGAACGGACCAGUAAAGCCUGUGAAAGACUCAAAGCCCGCUCCAAAAAAAGAAGAUAUCGAUCUUAUUGUGAAUGAAUUCGAAAUUUCUCGAGCACGAGCCGAAAUAGCCCUCUCGGAGAACGACAGGGACGUCGUAAAGACUAUGUAUGCGCUCAUCAAUCUUCAUUGAUGAUCACAGCGCUUUUUGGCAGAGGUUAAGGACUCAAACGAUGUACAUUAUCGUGACCACAUAUCCACAAAAUGCGAUUUUUGUUUACUCAUUAUCUACUUCAUGGAGCUUGAUGGACAGUCAAGGAUUCAACAAGCUUUCAAUCAGAUGUUCCGCAAUAUUGAGGAUAUUCAUUUUUGUCUUGAGUGCGCUGCAUCACCUUCCUUACUGCUGAUCAUGAAGUUAUCUACAGUCAACCGAUUCUGAAUGGAUAUUGAUGGUGUUCGUGCCUUCGAGUAUAUCCGAG